This is a messenger RNA of Pyrus x bretschneideri (Chinese white pear), 652 nucleotides long. RefSeq names its product 60S ribosomal protein L31. The record is from RefSeq and is a predicted model, not a curated record. The coding region runs from base 71 to 442 and encodes 123 amino acids. Gene Ontology annotation, cellular component: ribosome; cytosolic large ribosomal subunit. Gene Ontology annotation, biological process: cytoplasmic translation. Lineage: Eukaryota; Viridiplantae; Streptophyta; Magnoliopsida; Rosales; Rosaceae. The transcript is spliced from 2 exons. Gene Ontology annotation, molecular function: structural constituent of ribosome.
CCCGAGGGCUUAUGCUUAUUGAGCAUCCGACGGACAUCAGGGAGGCGGAGGUGAGCUCAGAGCUUUAACAAUGGCGGAGAAGGGCAGUGGCAAGGGGAGAAAGGAGGAGGUCGUUACCAGAGAGUACACCAUCAACCUCCACAAACGCUUGCAUGGAUGCACAUUUAAGAAGAAGGCACCAAAUGCGAUAAAGGAAAUCAGGAAGUUUGCUCAAAAGUCUAUGGGAGCCACUGAUGUCAGAGUGGAUGUUAAGCUUAACAAGCACAUAUGGAGCCGUGGUAUUCGGAGUGUGCCAAGAAGGAUACGUGUCCGCAUUGCAAGGAAGAGAAACGAUGAUGAAGAUGCCAAAGAAGAGUUUUACUCACUAGUCACCGUUACAGAGGUCCCUCCAGAGGGAUUUAGUGGCUUGGGCACCAAGGUGAUCGAUGAAGAAGAAGGCUGAACUUAGUUUAAAGUUUAAACCCCAGUUUUUGUUCUAGUUAGGUAAUCCCAAUUUCGGAUGUACUUUUAUUUAAUUGAGGAUGUGUGGUCUGGUUUUGUCUGCCCUUUGAACUUCCAAAUCAGAGUUUUUGAAUUGUCUAAUUAGUGUUUAUCUGUUCAGUUUUUUAUUGAAGACCCUUAUACAUUAAAACCCGAAGAAUUUCUCCUUUUA